GUCACAGUCUGAGCAUGCUCUGCUUGCAGAGCCUGGUGUCACAGUCUGAGCAUGCUCUGUUUAGGUGUAUGACUGUUGCCUAGCAACAUGGAAAGCAUAUCUUGGAGAGACAGGUUAGUCUGAUAAAGCCAGGUUGUGUAUAACCCCUCUAUGAGGUUCUAUGGAAUUAUUAAGGAAAUGUAUUUAUAUUUAGUGGGACUGUACCCACCCACCAACCCAUCCUACCAGAAUACAGAACCUGGAGAUCGGAUUAGAUACAUUGUCAGUGUCUGUUAUAAAGGGUCUGUGAGUGGCUCCACUGGUGAGAAUUAACCCUUUAUUGUCUGUCUGUUAUAAAGUGUCUGUGAGUGGCUCCACUGGUGAGAAUUAACCCUUUAUUGUCUGUCUGUUAUAAAGUAUCUGUGAGUGGCUCCACUGGUGAGAAUUAACCCUUUAGUGUCUGCCUGUUAUAACGUGUCUGUGAGUGGCUCCACUGGUGAGAAUUAACCCUUUAGUGUCUGCCUGUUAUAACGUGUCUGUGAGUGGCUCCACUGGUGAGAAUUAACCCUUUAUUGUCUGCCUGUUACAAAGUGUCUGUGAGUGCCUCCACUGGUGAGAAUUAACCCUUUAGUGUCUGUCUGUUAUAAAGUAUCUGUGAGUGGCUCCACUGGUGAGAAUUAACCCUUUAUUGUCUGUCUGUUAUAAAGUGUCUGUGAAUGGCUCCACUGGUGAGAAUUAACCCUUUAUUGUCUGUCUGUUAUAAAGUGUCUGUGAGUGGCUCCACUGGGGAUAAUUAACCCUUUAUUGUCUGUCUGUUAUAAAGUAUCUGUGAGUGGCUCCACUGGUGAUAAUUAACCCUUUAUUGUCUGUCUGUUAUAAAGUGUCUGUGAGUGGCUCCACUGGUGAGAAUUAACCCUUUAGUGUCUGCCUGUUACAAAGUGUCUGUGAGUGGCUCCACUGGUGAUAACCCUUUAGUGUCUGCCUGUUACAAAGUGUCUGUGAGUGGCUCCACUGGUGAUAAUUAACCCUUUAGUGUCUGCCUGUUACAAAGUGUCUGUGAGUGGCUCCACGGGUGAGAAUUAACCCUUUAUUGUCUGUCUGUUAUAAAGUAUCUGUGAGUGGCUCCACUGGUGAGAAUUAACCCUUUAGUGUCUGCCUGUUAUAACGUGUCUGUGAGUGGCUCCACUGGUGAGAAUUAACCCUUUAUUGUCUGCCUGUUACAAAGUGUCUGUGAGUGGCUCCACUGGUGAGAAUUAACCCUUUAGUGUCUGUCUGUUAUAAAGUAUCUGUGAGUGGCUCCACUGGUGAGAAUUAACCCUUUAGUUUCUGUCUGUUAUAAAGUGUCUGUGAAUGGCUCCACUGGUGAGAAUUAACCCUUUAUUGUCUGUCUGUUAUAAAGUGUCUGUGAGUGGCUCCACUGGGGAUAAUUAACCCUUUAGUGUCUGUCUGUUAUAAAGUAUCUGUGAGUGGCUCCACUGGUGAUAAUUAACCCUUUAUUGUCUGUCUGUUAUAAAGUGUCUGUGAGUGGCUCCACUGGUGAGAAUUAACCCUUUAGUGUCUGCCUGUUACAAAGUGUCUGUGAGUGGCUCCACUGGUGAUAACUCUUUAGUGUCUGCCUGUUACAAAGUGUCUGUGAGUGGCUCCACUGGUGAUAAUUAACCCUUUAGUGUCUGCCUGUUAUAAAGUGUCUGUGAGUGGCUCCACUGGUGAGAAUUAACCCUUUAGUGUCUGCCUGUUAUAAAGUGUCUGUGAGUGGCUCCACUGGUGAUAAUUAACCCUUUAGUGUCUGCCUGUUAUAACGUGUCUGUGAGUGGCUCCACUGGUGAUAAUUAACCCUUUAGUGUCUGCCUGUUAUAAAGUAUAUGUGAGUGGCUCCACUGGUGAUAAUUAACCCUUUAGUGUCUGACUGUUAUAAAGUAUCUGUGAGUGGGUCCACUGGUGAUAAUUAACCCUUUAGUGUCUGCCUGUUAUAAAGUAUCUGUGAGUGGCUCCACUGGUGAUAAUUAACCCUUUAGUGUCAGUCUUUUAUAAUUUGUCUGUCAGUGGGUCCCCUUUCUGUGUGUCACUGGUGAAUACUUGCGUUUCCUGGCUCUGAUAUACAAAUCGCUGUAAGGGUCCCAGUACUGGGAGACCCCUCCCAGCUGAUUAUAGUCUCUAUUCACUAAACAUUGCGUUGACAGUCUACCUGCAUUUUUUAAGUCAUUUUUUAAAGGAUGAAGCUCCAACUUGGCUUAGUAUGACAUUUUUACAACCCGUUGAUUCUAGGUUAGAGUUUGCUGCUUUUUACAAUAUACAAUGGUGUUUUGAAAUGGUGCUGCCCUAGGCAUGACAGAUCUCGGGCACGCCCCAAUUUAAAUUUACCUGCCCCUUCCUGCCAAGGCCACACCUCUUUCUGUUAACUAACACACAUUUUGAGUGACAGACACACACUCACAGACCAGCAGACACUCUCAGAUACACUGACAUACACACACACAUAGACUCACUGAUUUGACACAAUCUGACAGACACAUGCAAUCAUUCAGAAUCACACUGACAGAUGCAUUCACUCACUGACAGACAAGCACAAAAACUCUCACAGACACAGACACACUCACACAAUAACCAUAGGCGUGCGCAGCCUAUUGCAUUAGGGUGUGCACCCUAAAGCACAAGCACACGCCACGUAUAUAUAUAUGUAUGUAUGUAUGUAUAUAUAUAUGUGUAUGUGUGUGUAUAUAUAUAUAUAUAUAUAUAUAUACAUACACAUAUAUACACACAUACACACACUGCUGUGUGUGUGUGUGCUGUGUGAGGGUGCUGUUAGUGUGAUGUGUGUGUGACGGUGCUCGUAGUGUGCUAUGUGGGUGAGGGUGUUUGUGUGUGCGUGCUUGUGAGGAUACUGUUAAUGUACUGUGUGUGAGGGUGCUGUUUGUGUGUGUGUGUGUGCGCUUGUGAGGGUGCUGUUAAUGAACUGUGUGUGAGGGUGCUGUUUGUGUGUGAGGGUACUAGUGGUGUGCUGUGUGUGAGUUUGUUAGGGUCCUGUUUGUGAGGGUACUGUUAGUGUGCUGUGUGUGUGUGAGGGUGCUGUUUGUGUGCUGUGUGUGAGGGUGCUGUGUUUGUUUGUGAGGGUUCUGUAUGUGUGUGUGGGUGCUGUAUGUGUGUUGGUGCUGUGUAUGUCUGUGGGUGCUGUGUGGGUGCUGUGUAUGUCUGUGGGUGCUGUAUGUGUGUGGGUGCUGUGUAUGUCUGUGGGUGCUGUGUGUGGUGCUGUGUAUGUCUGUGGGUGCUGUAUGUGUGUGUGUGGGUGCUGUAUGUGUAUGUGUGUCUGUGGGUGCUGUAUGUGUGUGUGGGUGUAUAUGUGGGUGCUGUGUAUGUCUGUGGGUGCUGUGUGUGUGUGGGUGCUGUAUGUGUGUGGGUGCUGUGUAUGUCUGUGGGUGCUGUAUGUGUGUGUGUGUGGGUGCUGUAUGUGUGUGUGUGGGUGCUGUAUGUGUGUGGGUGCUGUAUGUGUGUGGGUGCUGUGUAUGACUGUGGGUGCUGUGUAUGUGUGUGGGUGCUGUAUGUCUGUGGGUGCUGUGUAUGUGUGUGGGUGCUGUGUAUGUCUGUGGGUGCUGUAUGUGUGUGGGUGCUGUGUAUGUCUGUGGGUGUUGUAUGUGUGUGUGCUGUAUGUGGGUGGGUGAUUGUGGGGGUGGAGGUGGGGGUACAUUACCUGCUAUCCCCCCUCCCUUCUUACCUUUUGUAGGGAGGAGGGAUUGUGCUGCUGCUUUCCCUGGUGGUCCAGUGGAGAGUGAACUCUGUAGGGCUAGAGUUCACUCUCGCGAGAUUUGUGUGUUGCCGUGGCAACGCUCAUAUCUCACGAGAGGAACCCGGCGGAGCUGCCGGCAAUAGCUCCGCCGGGUCCUCUCCUGCCUCCCUCCCUGCAUGUGGGUCAGUGGGGAGGGAGGCUGAGAGCAGAGCCGGCGCUCGGAUAGCGCCGGCUCUGCAUGAGCCGACAGGGGAGAUCCUGAGAUCUUCCCUGCCGGUCUCAAUAUGCAUAGGCGUGCCGCGGGGAUUAGGGUGUGCCCAGGCACACCCGGCACACCCCGUGCGCACACCUAUGACAAUGACACAUACACUCACUCACUGACAGACACACAUACUAACAGACACACUCACAUUCACUGACACACACACUCACAUUCACUGACACAUAUUUACUGACAAACACAAACCCACACAUUUUCCGCCAACACUCACAAUUAUUGAUAUUUUUUUUUUUUUAUUUAAAUCCACCCAGCCUCCCUACUUUUGGGAGAGCAGGGUGGAAUUUUCACCUGGGGUCCACUGGGGCUCCUGGGCAGGAAAGCAGGCGGACGUGCAGGCAGGCAGGUGGCUGGGCUUAGCUGUCAGCGAGGGAGCCUUGAUCUCCCUGCUCAGCUCCCUCGCGCGCCACAGAGUGAUGCCGGGAGCCGAAGUGACGUCAUAUUCUGGCUCCCAGCAUCACUGCGGGAAACACGAGAGAGAUGAGCAGUAACAGGGGCCCCCUAGCCGCCCGCCCGGGAAACAACUUGCCGUCUGUCCCGGGGGACCCAAUGGUGGCCAGCCGGCCAGCUCUUGGGCCCCCUUAAAAUGAGGCAAACAAGGCAUUAGCCUGUGCACUUGGGGGCGGUGUUUUAUGCCGUCCCCUGGAAAGUGCCGCCCAAGGCAAAUGCCUCGUUUGCCUUCUGGUAGAUACAGCCGUGAUUAUAUACAUAGGAUGUAUCCACUAAACUCUGAAUUAAAGCAAAUUUAAAUCCGAAUGGCAAUAUUUAGAUAUUUUUAACUAACGUUUGCUGCUUACAUUUUCAAUUUGCUACAAAUCGGAUUUUAGUGAAUAACCCCCAAAAGAGUUUGCAAGUUCUUAAAGUCUCCGGAGACAGGUGUAGACAAUCCACAGUUUAUUCAUGAUUUAUUCUAACAGAAUUGAAAACCCAAUUGUAAAAAUGAUUCUAAGGGGUUCAUUCACUAAACUGUGGACAGCAGCAAAUUAAAAUCUGAACAGCAAAAUGUUGGAAGAAGAUUUCAAAUUAGUUAUAGUCACAACUUUUUUUUUCCCAUUUCAUUGUUAUUUGAAAACUGAGCAAAAAAAUCUUGCAAUUCUGAUAUUUACUAAUGGCGCGUUUAACUUUUGGUGUCUGGCCGAAAAUCAGAUUUUUUUUAAAAUCAAACUAUCACAUACUGUGAGACUUAAAGACGAUUGCUGUUUAAUGAAUGAGUGAGUGCGCUGGAUCUUGUAUGUUGUUUGAUUCUGUACCAACAAAGUUGCUGCUGAAUAAUUAUCUUGUAUAAUUUUGCUGAAUAAUUAUCUUGUAUAAAUGAUUCCAUAUUUUUUUUUUUUUUUAACAGCUCGAAAAAGCUGCUAAUCUCUUGAGAGAGGACACACUCUUUACACAGAAAGCAAUUCAGCAAGAUUAUCUAGUUAAAGGAACCCUACAGAAUCAGGAACACAAACAUGUAUUCCUGACCCAACAAUGCUAAAAAUAAUAUCUAGCCCCCAUGGGUCCCCUUGACCCCCUAAAUAUAGUAAAAUAUCACCUUUAUUCCAGUCUGCUGCUGCUGGCUCUGUUCCUGAUCUGCCUCCUUGGCUGACAUCAUCAGAAGUGGUGAUCUCAGCCAAUCACAAUGCUUUUUCCAUAGAUUGUCAAGGAAGCAGAUCAGGGACAUAGCCAGCACAAGUCAAACACAGCCCUGGCCAAUCAACAUUUCCUCAUAGAGAUGCAUUAAAUCAAUGCCUGUCUGAAAGGAAUAGAUAUAAAAGCAGGGAGAAAAAAAAAAAGGAAAAUAUAUAGUGCUGCACCACUCCUUGUACUUUCAUCUGUUUAUGGAUGGUACGAGGUGAUUUAGCUGCCAUUUGGACUGUUCCAGUUAUUGCUUAGCGCUGAAUACCCAUUAGUUUUUUCUCUAUAAGGAAUGUUCAGUGUAUCAUUGCAUAGGGUGGAGACAUUGAAUGUCAGUCACACUGCGCAGCACUGCACCAGGAAGUAGCUCUAGUAGCCAUCUGAGGAGUGGCCAGUAGAGGUGUCCCUAGGCUGUAAUGUAAACACGGCAUUUUCUCUGAAAAGACCGUGUUUACUGCAAAAAAAAAAAAACGAAAGAGAAUGAUUCUGUUUACCAGAACAAAUACAAUAUGCUGUAACUGUUCUGGUGACUAGAAGUGUCCAUUUAACAAAUUCCAGUAAUAUGUGACUACACUAUUUAUUCUAUGUAAAAAUAAUGCUUCAGGACAUAUAAAUUUAGUGAUUGGAAACGUUUUAUUUUAUAUCUUUUUAUUGAAAGAAUUGGUUACAAACAAAGAUACAUACAACGCAGCUAAACUAGUAUGCAGUAAUGUCAAGUCACAGGAACAUAGGAUAGCAAAAAAUUUAUCUGCAAAUAGCAAAGAAGGCCCAGUAAGUUAUAGGGUUACUCUUAGCACCACUAUCACUUCAUCGUACUGAUGUGGUUGUGUUGCAGAUAACCUGCUCAUGCAGCCUUUCUGUUUAAAUUUAAAAAAAAGAACUAUUCCAGAGAUAAAUAGCUUGAUUUCAGCUCAUACAGAAAUUAACGUGUUCGGUUUUGGAGGUGUAAAUCCAACUCUGCUAGCAUCAUUAAAAGAACUCUGUAUUGUUAUAAAUACAUAUCUGUAUUCCCAACACUAAAGCCCUAAUGUCCCUUAUAAAUAAAUUAGGUAAAAUAAAAUAAAACUAGAUAAAUUAAAAUAAAGCAAAUUAUUCACCUUUUCUCCAGCUCCGAGUCCCCCUUGGCACUUCCAUGACCUCUUCCUGAUGAUGGGCCAAUUCUAUACUCCUCGUAGAGAAGCAUUGGGGACCUUAAGCGCUUGUGCGGCAAUCACCACGAUUCUCCUACGAUUCCUCCAUAGAAAAAUAUCGUAUUCAAUUAUUCUUUGUGGCAACCGUGAUGGCACUGCACAUGUGCGUGUGACGUCACGGUAUGUUAUGGUAUGAGAAUCAGAAAGUAAAAGACCAGUGUCACUUUUACCAGCCCAAAACAACGUUAUGAAAAUGCAGUUUCUUGGUUGGAGUAACCACUCAAUUUUUCAGAGGGUCACUUACAACUCUAAAUAAAUAUAACAUUAAAAAUAAAAUACAUGUUUUCAUUCUCAUGCCCUUUCCAGGUUGUGCAAUAAUUAAAAUCCCUUUAACUACUAUCUGUUUUAUUUAAUCAAAACAACAGAGAUAUACCUAAACUAAACAAACACACAAAAAAAAAUAUUUUAGAAUAAUAAUGUAAAAAUACUGCAAGACCCCAAUUUUUCAAGGUUACACUCACAGGAAUUCAGAUAUAAGCAGGCACAUCACAUAAAAUGUAGACUGCAGGUUUCUGGUAUCCUGUAUUUUUGGGAAAUCAGAUGGCUUGUGUGAAAAGAAAAUGAAAACAUAUAGUGCAACAUUGUAAGUAAAAGUAACAAUGAGUUACAAUGUUGCACUAUAUGUUUUCAUUUUCUUUUCACACAUACAGUACAGGAUACCAGAAACCUACAGUCUACAUUGUAUGUGAUGUGCCUGCUUAUAUCUGAAAUCCUAUGAGUGCAACCUUGAAAAAUUGGGGUCUUGCAGUAUUUUUACAUUAUUAUUCUAUGAGAUUUUUUGGAUUUUUGUUUGUGUUUGUUUGGUUUAGGUAUAUCUCUGUUAUUCUGUUUACAUUAUUUGAGGAUAAGAGGACUUCUUGUUAUACCAGAGAAUAAAAAAAGGGUAAUAUCUCCUCUUCUUUGUAUUUUAUCUAUACUGCACUUUUUGGUGGUUUAAUAUAUUUGCACAUUUUCUGUUUUAUUUAAUGCUGGAGUUAUCGCCUCAUUUUUUAUUGCACGUAAAAUAUAUUGUUAAUAAUUCACUGAAGAACAAAGUAGGUUUGUGUUGUGUAAUGUUUUGUCUUACUAUACAGUGUGUUUUUUUUCUUAGGCAGGAUAAAGAAUGGAUCGUCACUCCAGUUCAAGGUCUAACGGAUCAGCUUCAAAGGUAUUUGUCUGCUAUAAAAUCUUCGUCAAUAAAAUUUCCAAUAUUAAUUUACUUUGAUGAGGUUUAAUAUCAUUCUUUAGUAACAAGGGAUGCGUCAUCAACAUUGUUUCAUGCAUGUUCAAAAUCUAGGGGAAUGUUUGCUGUGUCACAUAUUGAUGAGCUUAUUAAAAACAAUCUAUUUCAAGACUUCAUUGUUUUUUUUUUUAUAUUUAACAAGGCAAAAAACUUCUAUUCUGGGGCUGGGUGCUAAAUACGGAGCAAUCUCCAUAGGAACCAAGGGAAUGUCCCUCAGCAUUUAGCAAAAUUUCUCCAGAGUAGAUGCAGCUUUGACUUGAUAAUUAUGACCAUAUGAUAGUUAUGUAUAAAGAGCAAUUCUAUAACAAGGUUCUAAAAUGGAAACCAUUAGACCAUUAGCUGAAUCAUUUGUCGUUAGCACUUUGGCAUGAUGUAGUAUCAUAGAGAAUGGUUAUCAAAAGAAUUACAGCUUUGAUAUAUGUUUUAAAAAUUGUUCUUUAAAACUGAUAGUAGUCUCUUAGUGCAUUUCCUUCUUCUUGUAAUCACUGAACGACAAUUUGGUAAUGGCUGACUAUCCUUAGCAAUUACAUGUUAGUUAGUUCCUUGCUAUGAAUGUAACUUUAAAAAAAUCAAAUUAAAGAGACACUAUAGUCACCAAAACAACUUUAGUUAUAUGAAGCAGUUUUGGUGUAUAGAUCAUGCCCCUGCAGCCUCACUGCUCAAUUAUCUGCCAUUUAGGAGUUAAAUCACUUUGUUUAUGCAGCCCUAACCACACCUCCCUGCAUGUAAUUUACACCACCUUCCUAAACACUUUCUAUAAAGUCAUCUAAUUUUUACACUUCCUUUAUUGCAAAUUAUGUUUAAUUUAGAAUAUUUUAUCUCCUGCUGUGCUAAUAGCUUUCUAGACCCUGUGUGUGUGAUUAAAGUUCAGUUUACAAAGCAGGAGAUGAAAACUUUAAAAGUAAGUUACAUCUAAUUGAAAAUGAGACCAUUUUGUUUUCAUAUAGGCUCUGUGAGUCAUAGCCAUAGGAGGUGUGCAUAAACAGAAACUAAAGUGAUUUAACUCCUAAAUAGAAGAGAAUUGAGCAGUGCGAAUGCAGAGGCAUGAUCUAUACACCAAAACUGCUUCAUUCAGCUAAAGUUGUUUUGGUGACUAUAGUGUCCCUUUAAAAAUAUAAUUUUGGAUUUUUUUUUCAGUAGCGCUAGUAAGAUAUUUGCCCGUAGAGAGUAACUCAAUUUGGAGACAUGUUAAAACAUAAUACAACAAGUAAGCAAACAACACAGAGCAAGAGUGGAUAUUGUAGUAAUUAGUGUAUAUUUAUAUAGUAUACAAUAUAUAAAUACAGAUAUGUUUACCGCCUCUUCCAUUUUCCUCUCUGUUGCUCACUUUUCACUCGAUCUGUGAAUAAAAUUAACAUUUAGUGACUGUCCCCUAGACAUCAAUCUUCUUUUUCUCCCAUCAAUCAUCAAUUUUUAUGGCGGUAUGGGUGGGAUUCAGAAAACUGACCCUUCUGAACAUUUUCGUCUAUUUUGUUUUUCGGUUAGUCUGUGAUUCAAAUAUUAUGGCUCAAAAUUCGGAAGUCGGCCAAGCACCCAAUCAGCCUAAAUUCAGCCGAAUGGAAUGAAUAUCCACUUCUGUUCUACAACAGUACAAUAACAUAUUUACUAAAGUGAAGAUUCAAAGUAAAUUUCACAUCUAAGGCCAGAGAAGCCAAACUGAAAGCAUCACUGAUUAGAGAAUUUUUCCAGUUUUGCUAUUUGGACAUUAUAUUUGAAACUCACUUAGAGUUCUCACUUUAGCGAGUAUCUGUAAGUAUACAAUAUCACAUUUAUUAGGCCUUCUUGGUCUUUUGUGGUCUUAUCAUAGAUAUUUAUUAUUUCCUGCAAGGGAUUCAUAACAUCAUGUUACAUUGUGUUUAGUUCUUUAUUUUGCUAUUUUCAGAAGCAGGAACCAGUGGUACUUACAGCAGUGGCUUUGCAAGAUCAUAUUUUGCAGAACCUUGACCUCCAGGACCUCUCACUAUGCGAUGUAUUCCACACACAUAAAAGGACGAAGAAGACAAGCCACCGACCUAUCAACAGAAACCUAGUCAAAGCAGUGGUAGAUACUGGAAUUAGAAGGAAGUCUCCUACUAAGCUUACAGUACCUAAUGCAGAGGAAGAAUAUGUUCUUGAUCCUUUUCCUCCACCCUUAACACUGGGCAAGUAAUCCAUUUAUGUGCUUAUUUACUAAACUCAGAUUUUUUUCUAAAUUAUGAUUAUGGUUGAGCUGAGAAUUGUUCCAGAUUAGUUACGAAUGCCUCAGUUUUUCCAUUCAGAUUUAAUUCCAAAAAUUUCAGGGUCCUGUGAAAAAAGCCUGUUAUUCAAAAACUUUAGUAAAGUUACAAGAAUCAGGAACUCAAAGUGUGUCAAAAAAUGAAAUAUAGUUUCUUUAUAUAGGAGUAAAAAAUGCAUCUUCUGUUGCUCUACGAUUUUAAUACAGUUUAUCCAUACAAUUAUAGUUCUACCCAGAGAUUAUUGUACUAAUAAAUUCCUUAAACACAUUUAAAGACACAAUCCAUUGAAUGAGCUAUAACAUCUGAAGAGAGUGUUAAAGGAAUAUGAUAAAUUGCUUUUUUUAAAACCCUUAGAAGGACCCUAUAAGCAGCUCAACCACUUCGGCUCAUUGAAGUGGUUUUGGUGCAAUGCCCCUGUGCCCUUAAUGCUGCAGUGUUAAUUAGUGCAGUUUAUGAGAAACUGCAAUAAUUACAUUGCAGAGUUAACUCCUCCUCUAGUGUCUGUCUACCAGACAGCCACUAGAGGCACUUCCUGGUAUUUCACAGAGUUUUACUGUUCCCAUAUGUCAAACAUGUUGUUACAAUUAAUUGUUUGUCUUAUCUUACCUAUCGUACAGUGCUGUAGAAUAUGUUGGAGCUAUAUAAAUAAUUGUAAUUGUUUGAAGGGGUAAUCCAGAUAAACCAGUAAAAAAAAAGAAAAGCCCAUGCUGAUAUCUCAUGGAAAUGCAAUAAAUGUGUAAGAUUAACAGGCAAGCACAGCUUUCAGGCCAAAUCAUGCUUCAGGAUAAACUAGCUUGGAUCAUGUCUCUGAGGUCUUGUUGACACGAGUAUGGGUUUCUGUGUGGGAGAUUGAUAAUCCUCUUUACCAGGCCGGACUCCACGGUGAGCCAAAAUAACUGUCUCUGUAUGGCUGCCCAUAUCCGGAUUGUAUCUGAUAAAGUACUAAACUCAGUCAUUGUUUCUCUUCGGGUCUAGAUGAUUUAAUGUCCCAGAUAACACAGAGGGCUGUGUUUGGUCUUCUCACUGUGCUUCUCUUGUUUUCAACACAAUUUCUUUUCCAUAUUCACCGUUGUUCUACUUUCCCAGAUCUGCCAAGACUUGGAUUGUACAACAUAGUUCCGAAGCAUCUAAGAUAAAAAUGUUGAGACAAUUUAGGACAGGAAUCUGCAAUGACAGCUGAACUAUAACUAUGAUAGCUUGCCAACCAGACUUUAGAGGUGCAUCUGCAUCGUGUACCCAAAUUCACAAUUUUAGGACAUGUGAUGUUGGGAGGUAUGCUAUUUUGGGCGCAAGUCCUUCUGCCCUCUUUUCUAGGAGUCCAUAUUGUUAUUGUGUCUAAGUGUAUACCAUCACCAAUACUCCCAGUAUUGAUAAAUGUGUUUAAUAAUCAGUCUGUGUUAAUAAGAUAUGUUGUUUGUGUUAUAAAUUAAAUUUUUAUUAGUAAGUCACCUGAAAUUUCUCAAAACAGCCCCGCCCCUGGCCAACCCCCACUUACACACCUACAUUUUAAGAGCCCCUUGUUAUUCAUUUGACAAGUCGGCAGGGCCAGAUUUGACACAAGGCUACUGAGGGGCAGCAGUCUGUAGAGAGCGGCAUGGCAGGGGGGGAGAUCAAGCAUCUCACUCAUCAGCUAGCCCAUUCUCCUAUUGUGUGGCCGAGUGUGAUAGGGGAUAUUUCUCUGGCUGGCCCCUCCAUGGCCGGCCUUGAAUAGAGAGGCUUAGCUUGGAUCGUCGCUCUGAGGUCAACUCACUCCAUUACAGCACCUAUCACCCAACUAUACCCACUGCUCAUCCUGCUACAGACCCUAUUCCCCCCACUAUAGCUGCUAUAGAUGCUCUCACCCACACUAUACCUCUUGUCACCUCACUACAGCCGCUGUCACUCAACUAUAUCCACUUUUUACUACAUAAUAGUCCCUCUCCUCGCACUACAUCCCCACUAUAGCCACUACUGAUAUAUAUUGUAAUGGAGCUCCCCGUACUCCGACCGAGUUCCCUCCAUUGAUGGAAGCUUCCUAGCUUGCGCCGAGGACCACAAGCACCGCACCGGACACUACAACCACCGCAGACUCCGCAACCGCUGUAGCUUGACUGGAGUCUCGCUGUCUUCCUUCCACCUUGGAUCAGUCCUCCAGGACCGUGUGGGAAAGACCUCUCCUCCAAGGAGAGCGUGUCAGGAACAAUCUCUUAAAAGAGCUAAGUGAUUUAAGCUCAGGGGAGAAUGCAGAGCAUAGCAAUCCCCAGUGUGAUUAUAACAGAUAAAACAGACAAGGCUACGUUUAGAGGCAUCAAGAAUAACUGUCUAACUUGGGACUAGAGAUGUCGCGAACCGUCCGCGAACGGUUCGCCGUGGUUCGCCACGAACUGUUCGCGGCGAACUCCGGUCAGCUGGCACAUCCCGGCCAAUCUCCAACAGACCCUCCCUCCCAGACCCUCCUACUUCCUGGACAGCAUCCAUGUUAAAGCUGCCUUCAACAUGGAUGCUGUCCAGGAGGUGGGAGGGUCUGGGAGGGAGGGUCUGCUGGAGAUUGGCCGGGAUGUGUCAGCUGAUCGGAGUUCGCCGCGAACAGUUUGCGGAGAACCGCGGCAAACCGUUCGCGAGAAGUUCGCGGACGGUUCGCGACAUCUCUACUUGGGACUAGCCCAUAUGGUCUUUACAUUAACAUUGCCCCAAAAACUCAAUAAAAUUACAAACAGUCAAAUCAUAGCAGGCAACAUACAGUGACUUAUUAUAACACAAUGGCAUAUUUUUAAAGGGGUGGGGGAGGCAAUUUUUUCACAGAAAAUAUCUCACAUGCCUGCAGAAUUAGCAAUAUGCAAAUCUACCUGAAUAUGCAAAUGAACCAGUCUUGCUAUUCAGGUAGUGCAUAUUGCUGUUGCUACCAACAGAGGGCACUAGACAAGCUCUAUAGCCAAAUCCACCUAGUUGGUAGCAAACCUCAGCAGUACACGAGAGCAGACAAUACAUUUCACAGUACACACACACACUAUAAACAAUUACAUUACACACACUCUGCACCUAUAAUGGGUACAGGGUGACUAAAACAUAAGAGAGAUAAAGCAACCUACAUAAAUAGUCUGUCUGAAGGUAGAAUAGGGGCUUUAAAGCCAAAUACAUCAAAGAGUCAUAGUCCCAGGGGAGGAGGCUGGCAAGCAGGCCUCUCCCAGACCAAGUGGCGACACAUAUAUAUAUAGCAGCGGUGUGCAUUCAGGAGACUGGCCUUGGGGCUGUAUGGAGGAUAAAUCCGGCCAUGUAUGUUGGGAGUUAUGGUAUACACAUUAGGGAUAACUAAUGUGUCUAAACUACUGGACUGUACAGUGUCACAAAACUGGUUCUACAUUAAAGCUACAUAUAUGCAUUACAUCGAUUUUCUCACUCAGAUGAAGAAACACUUGUUCACAUUACACUGCUAGUUUAGAUGUGGCUUCCUCUGCUUGGUAUAUAAUAACCUAAGUACCACUAACCAAGAGCAAUCUACAAUUAGGAAUUUGCUGACUAAACUGGAAUUUGAAGUGACAUGAAUUGGAAAAAUUCUCCAGCGUGGCUGUUUUAGACAAACUUCAGUUCAUUGCAGUUUCAAGUUUAUAGAAUAAACCCAGUUUAAAGUUUAUAGAAUAGACCAAUUAUAUCUAUCUUUUAUUUGGUCUAUUCAUUUGAUUGCCUCGGUGAUUCUGACCAGGAUCCCUUUAAGAGCAUGCAUCCAGGUCAGUUCAAUUUGAAGUCUCUAAUUUUAAUUUUAUAGAAUAUGCCAGACUAAGAUUUACUUAUUUUAAUUUAUUGCAUAGGUAUUGUAUUCGAAAAUAUGCAAAAGAGUAAAUUUGUUGCAAAUCUGUAAACUUUGCUGCUUCUACAGUGAAGUCAGCACUGAGUAGGAAUCAACGCAGCCAAUCAUGAUUCUAAUUUCUAUAGCAGUGCUAAGCUUAUCAUUAAAUCUUUGCACAGCACAGCAGUGUUCUAUAUCAGUGUUCUAUCUUUGCACAGCAGUGUUCUAUAUCAGUGUUCUAUCUUUGCACAGUACAGCAGUGUUCUAUAUCAGUGUUCGAUCUUUGCACAGCACAGCAGUGUUCUAUAUCAGUGUUCUAUAUCAGUGUUCUAUCUUUGCACAGCAGUGUUCUAUCUUUGCACAGCAGUGUUCUAUAUCAGUGUUCUAUCUUUGCACAGCGGUGUUCUAUAUCAGUGUUCUAUCUUUGCACAGCAGUGUUCUAUAUCAGUUUCGAUCUUUGCACAGCAGUGUUCUAUAUCAGUGUUCUAUCUUUGCACAGCACAGAAGUGUUCUAUAUCAGUGUUCUAUCUUUGCACAGCAGUAUUCUAUAUCAGUGUUCUAUCUUUGCAUAGUAGUGUUCUAUAUCAGUGUUCGAUCUUUGCACAGCAGUGUUCUAUAUCAGUGUUCGAUCUUUGCACAGCAGUGUUCUAUAUCAGUGUUCUAUCUUUGCACAGCAGUGUUCUAUAUCAGUGUUCUAUCUUUGCACAGCAGUGUUCUAGAUCAGUGUUCUAUAUCAGUGUUCUAUCUUUGCACAGCAGUGUUCUAUAUCAGUGUUCUAUCUUUGCACAGCAGUGUUCUAUAUCAGUGUUCUAUCUUUGCACAGCGGUGUUCUAUAUCAGUGUUCUAUCUUUGCACAGCAGUGUUCUAUAUCAGUUUCGAUCUUUGCACAGCAGUGUUCUAUAUCAGUGUUCUAUCUUUGCACAGCACAGCAGUGUUCUAUAUCAGUGUUCUAUCUUUGCACAGCAGUGUUCUAUAUCAGUGUUCUAUCUUUGCAUAGUAGUGUUCUAUAUCAGUGUUCGAUCUUUGCACAGUGUUCUAUAUCAGUAAGUUCGACCUUGUACAAAAGUAUUGUCUCUCCUAUAUCAGUGUUCUAUCUGUACAGUGCAGUGUUCUAUAUCAUCGGUGUUUGAUCUUGCACAGCAGUGUUCUCCCAUAUAAUAGUGUUCAUCUUUGCACAGCAGUGUUCUAUAUCAGUGUUCUAUUUUGCACUGUACAGCAGUAAGUUCUAUAUCAGUGUUCUAUCUCUUUGCACAGCAGUGUUCUAUAUCAGUGUUCCCAUCUUUGCAACAGCAGUGUUCUAUACCAGUGUUCGACCUUGCACAGCAGUGUUCUAUAUCAGUGUUCGAUCUUUUACAGCAGUGUUCUAUACCAGUGUUCGAUCUUGCAGCAGUGUUCUAUAUCAGUGUUCCUGACCUUGCAGCAGUGUUCUAUAUCAGUGUUCUAUCUUGGGUAUUGGUGUGGAGUGCCUAAGUAUCAGUGUUCAUCUUGCACGGCAGUGUUCUAUAUCAGUGUUCGAUCUUUGCACAGCAGUGUUCUAUAUCAGUGUUCUAUCUUUGCACGGCAGUGUUCUAUAUCAGUGUUCUAUCUUUGCACAGCAGUGUUCUAUAUCAGUGUUCGACCUUUGCACAGCAGUGUUCUAUAUCAGUGUUCUAUCUUUGCACAGCAGUGUUCUAUAUCAGUGUUCUGUCUUUGCACAGCAGUGUUCUAUAUCAGUGUUUGAUCUUUGCACAGCAGUGUUCUAUAUCAGUGUUCGAUCUUUGCACAGCAGUGUUCUAUAUCAGUGUUCUAUCUUUGCACAGCAGUGUUCUAUAUCAGUGUUCUGUCUUUGCACAGCAGUGUUCUAUAUCAGUGUUUGAUCUUUGCACAGCAGUGUUCUAUAUCAGUGUUCGAUCUUUGCACGGCAGUGUUCUAUAUCAGUGUUCUGUCUUUGCACAGCAGUGUUCUAUAUCAGUGUUCUAUCUUUGCACAGCAGUGUUCUAUAUCAGUGUUCUAUCUUUGCACGGCAGUGUUCUAUAUCAGUGUUCUGUCUUUGCACAGCAGUGUUCUAUAUCAGUGUUUGAUCUUUGCACAGCAGUGUUCUAUAUCAGUGUUCGAUCUUUGCACAGCAGUGUUCUAUAUCAGUGUUCUAUCUUUGCACAGCAGUGUUCUAUAUCAGUGUUCUAUCUUUGCACAGCAGUGUUCUAUAUAAGUGUUCGAUCUUUGCACAGCAGUGUUCUAUAUCAGUGUUCUGUCUUUGCACAGCAGUGUUCUAUAUCAGUGUUUGAUCUUUGCACAGCAGUGUUCUAUAUCAGUGUUCGAUCUUUGCACGGCAGUGUUCUAUAUCAGUGUUCUGUCUUUGCACAGCAGUGUUCUAUAUCAGUGUUCUAUCUUUGCACAGCAGUGUUCUAUAUCAGUGUUCUAUCUUUGCACGGCAGUGUUCUAUAUCAGUGUUCUGUCUUUGCACAGCAGUGUUCUAUAUCAGUGUUCUAUCUUUGCACAGCAGUGUUCUAUAUAAGUGUUCGAUCUUUGCACAGCAGUGUUCUAUAUCAGUGUUCUAUCUUUGCACAGCAGUCUUCUAUAUCAGUGUUCGAUCUUUGCACGGCAGUGUUCUAUAUUAGUGUUCUAUCUUUGCACAGCAGUGUUCUAUAUCAGUGUUCGAUCUUUGCACAGCAGUGUUCUAUAUCAGUGUUCUAUCUUUGCACAGCAGUGUUCUAUAUCAGUGUUCUAUCUUUGCACAGCAGUGUUCUAUAUAAGUGUUCUAUCUUUGCACAGCAGUGUUCUAUAUCAGUGUUCGAUCUUUGCACAGCAGUGUUCUAUAUCAGUGUUCUAUCUUUGCACGGCAGUGUUCUAUAUCAGUGUUCUAUCUUUGCACAGCAGUGUUCUAUAUCAGUGUUCGACCUUUGCACAGCAGUGUUCUAUAUCAGUGUUCUAUCUUUGCACAGCAGUGUUCUAUAUCAGUGUUCUGUCUUUGCACAGCAGUGUUCUAUAUCAGUGUUUGAUCUUUGCACAGCAGUGUUCUAUAUCAGUGUUCGAUCUUUGCACGGCAGUGUUCUAUAUCAGUGUUCUGUCUUUGCACAGCAGUGUUCUAUAUCAGUGUUCUAUCUUUGCACAGCAGUGUUCUAUAUCAGUGUUCUAUCUUUGCACGGCAGUGUUCUAUAUCAGUGUUCUGUCUUUGCACAGCAGUGUUCUAUAUCAGUGUUCGAUCUUUGCACAGCAGUGUUCUAUAUCAGUGUUCUAUCUUUGCACAGCAGUGUUCUAUAAUCAGUGUUCUAUCUUUGCACAGCAGUGUUCUAUAUAAGUGUUCGAUCUUUGCACGGCAGUGUUCUAUAUCAGUGUUCGAUCUUUGCACAGCAGUGUUCUAUAUCAGUGUUCUAUCUUUGCACGGCAGUGUUCUAUAUCAGUGUUCUAUCUUUGCACGGCAGUGUUCUAUAUCAGUGUUCUAUCUUUGCACGGCAGUGUUCUAUAUCAGUGUUCUGUCUUUGCACGGCAGUGUUCUAUAUUAGUGUUCUGUCUUUGCACGGCAGUGUUCUAUAUCAGUGUUCUGUCUUUGCACAGCAGUGUUCUAUAUCAGUGUUCGAUCUUUGCACAGCAGUGUUCUAUAUCAGUGUUCGAUCUUUGCACAGCAGUGUUCUAUAUCAGUGUUCGAUCUUUGCACAGCAGUGUUCUAUAUCAGUGUUCGAUCUUUGCACAGCAGUGUUCUAUAUCAGCGUUCUAUCUUUGCACAGCAGUGUUCUAUGGGCUCAGGAGGCGAUAUUGGAUUUGCAGUUUAAUUACUGCUUUGUAUAUUGUAACAUAUUUAAUGUCAAUGAUAUUCUAUUAGCAAGAACUAUGUGUUUUAUUACUUAAAGAAGGUUUUGAUGUUGUUAAAUUAAAUGCGAACAUGAACAAUUUAACCCAGUUUACAUUUCAACACACCCUGUAAAGUAAUUAUGUGGUUUUGUACUAACACACAUCAGUUUACAUAAAGCUACAGAGACGAACUCAUUUUUUUUUUAAAACUCUCACACAUAUUGUUAUUUUCUUUUUUAUUAUUUGGUGAUUUGCAGUAAAAGUAGGCAGCGCACAAUAAAGAGAACAAGAACAUAUAAAUACAGGAUACGUAAGAAACAUGUCAACAACAUAUUAAAAGAAAGAAAAUUAAAUAAAAAUUAGAAUUAAAAGUAAAAUGACAGAUCUUAUCAGCCCAAAAACUCGUAGCAAGACAUUGGAAAACAGUUACGAUACCCGCCAUAUCUCCGCUUAAGGUUGACAUUGAUACCCAGAGAGACUAUGAAACUAGACUCACAUCUAUAUUUUCCUCCACAAAACUAGUCACAGAGACAUGGCACCUGUGGGACACAUGGAGACUGGGUAAACUGAAUUAGCUGUACCCUGAUUGUGAGAUUACAUGUGGGACACAUGGAGACUGGGUAAACUGAAUUAGCUGUACCCUGAUUGUGAGAUUACAUGUGGGACACAUGGAGAUUGGGUAAACUGAAUUAGCUGUACCCUGAUUGUGAGAUUACAUGUGGGACACAUGGAGACUGGGUAAACUGAAUUAGCUGUACCCUGAUUGUGAGAUUACAUGUGGGACACAUGGAGACUGGGUAAACUGAAUUAGCUGUACCCUGAUUGUGAGAUUCCAUGUGGGACACAUGGAGACUGGGUAAACUGAAUUAGCUGUACCCUGAUUGUGAGAUUCCAUGUGGGACACAUGGAGACUGGGUAAACUGAAUUAGCUGUACCCUGAUUGUGAGAUUCCAUGUGGGACACAUGGAGACUGGGUAAACUGGAUUAGCUGUACCCUGAUUGUGAGAUUCCAUGUGGGACACAUGGAGACUGGGUAAACUGGAUUAGCUGUACCCUGAUUGUGAGAUUCCAUGUGGGACACAUGGAGACUGGGUAAACUGAAUUAGCUGUACCUUGAUUGUGAGAUUCCAUGUGGGACACAUGGAGACUGGGUAAACUGAAUUAGCUGUACCUUGAUUGUGAGAUUACAUGUGGGACACAUGGAGACUGGGUAAACUGAAUUAGCUGUACCCUGAUUGUGAGAUUACAUGUGGGACACAUGGAGACUGGGUAAACUGAAUUAGCUGUACCCUGAUUGUGAGAUUACAUGUGGGACACAUGGAGACUGGGUAAACUGAAUUAGCUGUACCCUGAUUGUGAGAUUACAUGUGGGACACAUGGAGACUGGGUAAACUGAAUUAGCUGUACCCUGAUUGUGAGAUUACAUGUGGGACACAUGGAGAUUGGGUAAACUGAAUUAGCUGUACCCUGAUUGUGAGAUUACAUGUGGGACACAUGGAGACUGGGUAAACUGAAUUAGCUGUACCCUGAUUGUGAGAUUACAUGUGGGACACAUGGAGACUGGGUAAACUGAAUUAGCUGUACCCUGAUUGUGAGAAUACAUGUGGGACACAUGGAGACUGGGUAAACUGAAUUAGCUGUACCCUGAUUGUGAGAUUACAUGUUGCCAUUCCCUACAGGGAUCCUAUAUUGUUUUAUGGUGUAACGAAGGUCAUUCAGGGAGGAAUGACAAGUCUUUGCCGAAUAAUCGGACACAACACAUUCUUACUAACUAUUAUACUGUAUGCUGUCGAUUGUACUGUAUGCUGUCAAUGAAACGCUAGCCCCCCCCCCCCUUUUCUUUCCUUUCUGUACUCUACCCUACUUUACUUUUGAAAAAAGCAACGAAAAAAAUUGAAAUGGAAAAAAAAAUGUAAAAUUACGACCAUCCAAUAAAAAAAAAGAAUAAAAUGAAUGGAAAAUACAUAUAUUAUCAUUAUUAUUUUAUUAUUUAUAUAGCGCCAUCAAAUUCUGUAGCACUGUACAAUGGGUGAUAUACUUAUAAUAUGAAUACAUGCUAGCGCAUAUUGUUAAAAUACAGCAAGUGAAUGGCCCCAUAUAUAAGUUACAGGAAAACAAGUACAUAUGAGACUCUUUUUUUUUUUAAAUAUUCAUUCUAAACUAUUUUGUAUAAAACACUGAAAAAAUUGUGUAUUAGCAGAAAAUGUACUGUAGGUGACUGUAAUUUAGAAAAAUGUGUUUGUAAACGCAAGCCUGUAUUGUUUAACAACUUUGGUUGGUUUCCAGCUCAGAAACUUGGCAUUGUUGAGGCACCUGCCAUGCCUCUAACACCCGAAGAAUGGGGAAAAGUGAAGAAGAGGUCCAUUGAUCAGGGAGACUCAUCUCAACCGUGUGUCAUAUGCAAAGAAGACUUUCAACUCCAAGCCCAGGUAUUUCUACCACGUUUCGCAUUCGGAAUGCUUCAUUGCAUCAGCUAGACUUGUGCUUUCAAUUUCGAAUAAAUUGUGAUUUGUCCAAAUUCCGAAACUUCAAAAACGCUAUAUGGACGAAUCACAAAACAAACUAAAGGAACAAUCAACUAACAAUUUUGUUUGUCUUGUGGUUUGGAGUUCCAGACAUAGCGAAAAAGAAAAAAGAAAAAAAAAAGAUGAUUGAUUGUUAGGGGAUAGCUACUAAAUGAUGAUUUUAUUCACAGAUCAAUUGAGAAGUGUCUAAUGAAUAUCUCUUAUUUGAUGGGUGGUUAAACGAUGUUUAUUUAUUUCAUAGGUGCUGCUGUCAUGCUCCCAUGUGUUCCACAGGGUAAGAUAAAUUUCUUAGAACUCAAAGAAAUUGCAGUAGACACUCAUGUCACAUCCCACCGCAUCAUGGUGCAAUGAACUCAUGGUGCAAUGGUUAAUUCUAGAGGAAAUAUAUUAAUUACAACAAAUUAAAAAUGGAUGAAGGGCGUAGCGUUUUUUACUGCACAAGGGGUGAAUGUAGAUGUUGCAUUGAUACAAUUGCUGUAAAAUAGAUUUACAAGACUCUUUGUUUCAAUAAAUACUAAUUAAUUUCCAUGUAUUGUACUUUAACUGUUUCUGUGAGUCCUCUUUUCUUAUCAUAAUUUAUCAUGAGUUGCAUACAGACAGAAGCAUUAGAAAAAUGUGUUUGUAACAUUUACAAGCUCUCUUAUUUUUUCUUAAUAUUGUGCUUUCCUGAUGGUUUAAAUGUGAAACGUCUGUUCUGCCACGUCUUGUUCUCAGGUUUGCCUACAGGCGUUUGAAAAAUUUACUGGUAAAAAGACAUGUCCGAUGUGUAGAAAGAGCCAGUAUCAGACCCGGGUUAUACAUGAUGGGGCCCAUCUUUUCAAGGCAAAAUGUGCCACAAGGUAAUAUAAUAAAUGGGAAGGGUUAAUAUGACGGUGUAACACUGCAGCACAAAACCUAAAAAGGUUGAUUGAAAAUGACAGUGAGAUAAAGAGGGUUGUGUGUUUUGACAGAUUGUGUUAUUUUUUGUCACUGAUUCUGAAAAGUUGAUUAAUGAGACAAUCCGCAGCCCAAAUACAGAACAAAUACAUGUGUACCCUCUACUCAAAAUUUCUCAUUUGAACAUACUUAAAGAAAUAUACAUGCAUUAUAAAUGUUGAAUUGGAAUAUGGCAGGUUAAUGCCAUACAAGUAAAAGGAGUCAAACGUGCAGGUCAGGUGUUACCAGUAUGAGUCCAUUUUGUUUGUCAUUAACCUUAUGAUGUUUGUGUAUUAAUACAGACAUAAUGCAAUUAAUCAUUAAAGAAUGAAGUUACAAUUGGUGUGGCAGACUACUUCUAGGUGACUGGAGUGUCAAAGACUCCCUUUCCCCCUUAGUGAAUAGCUCCCGAGUGUUUAUAGUUCAGCGCUACGGAAUUUGUUGGCACUAUAUAAAUAAUAAAAUAAUAAUAAUAAUCCCUAGUCAUUAGCCGUGGUUUAAUGUAAGGGUAAAACAAGUGCACUUUAUUGCAGUGCCUUUGUCCUUUUUAUACUUGGAACCCCCUACCCGUGUCUGAGGUCCUCGGGGCCAUUGGGUAGGAGCACUGAGCUGGGAGGCAUGACUUGGAAGGGGAAUAAGUAUGGGAAAAUAGUAUUUUUAGGAGAAGGCGGCGGCUGGGGCCAUGCACAAAUCCUGGGUGACCAGGUGGUCCGUCACACCUCUGUUUUAGGCUUGAGAGGUAACUGAUGAGGUGACUACACAGUUCAAUAUUUAUGUAAAACAGAAAAGUGGAGACAAUUGAUAGUGUAGUAUAUCUUGCAGGUGUUGGUAAGAAAGGAAAAUAAUGCACUUACACUCUUUUGAGUUAAAUCUAGCUCCAAUUUGAAGUAUUGAGCAGUACUGAACAGUAUAAUCCCCAAUUCAGGAUAUCAGAAGAGGGAACAUUUUCAUUUUAGGAAUACCAUUAACAUAGGGUGUGUAAGACAAGCACAAACCGGAGCAAUAUAGUGUAGUAGUUUAUAUACUGAGCGAAUAAGAAAAUGUGUGACAAUUCCACUCACAUGUCUUGGAGCCGGUAUUGACUCCUAUUAUGAAGCAUUCUGUGAUAUAUUCCCCACUUUAGGAUUUCUGUAGAUGUGGUAUCCUCAACAUGAAUAUGUGAAAACACUAACUUUUUAACAAAGGAUCCGGAUAAUGAUGAUUUAAAUAAUAAAAGAGGUAGAAAUUGUUGAAUGUAAUCCAAGGCUUUAUUUAACACAUAAAACAAGUUAAAAAAAAAAACACAUUUCACAUUUUUCCAAAGUGUACAUAAACUUCUAGAGUCCUCGAUAUAUAUGUAGAAAUGCCAAUUUCUAAAUUUUGCGGCUAAAUUACAUCAUAGUCACAUGACCGCAAUGUAACUAGCAAAUAACACAAUAUAAUUAAAAAGCUAUUUCAACGCAGAUAACAAUAAUAAAUAUUUCUAUUACACGUAAAAAAAAAGUUAACAUUUGCGGUAAGAGCUGUAAAAAGCUAUAAAAAGUGUGAUCACAAGGUCGCGGCAUAAUGUCAUUCUGCAUCACGUGGUCGCAGUUUACUUAAUUGAUGUACAUUUAGCACCGAGAUAGUGGCAAGUAUCUAAGCAGGUUACUGAGGGAUAAAAACAAGUGUUCUAUAAAAGCGUAUGGUAGCUAGAGAUAUGGGCUUCAAUAAAAUGGAGCCCAAAUUGAAGAGCUAGACGCCAGUAAUACAGCAUUGUUCCAAAUCACAUGAUCAUGGUCAAGCACAACUAUAUACAAAUAAAUAACCUUAAACUAUGAUUAUGAAGAGGGGGAUAUAGGCUACUAAAAAGACAUGAGGGGACUGUGUUGCUGCCUGCAGCCCACUCUAAGAUACAUCUCAGAGCUGAACCAUUUGUAUUUUAUACACCUGAUUUUAAGCUAAUAACAGUUUCAAACAUCUGUAUCCAAAUGAAAACAUUUAUGGCAUUUACCAAUCCACUCACGCAUUUAGAAAGUUUUAGAAAACUUUAUCAAUUGCAUACUGGUGCUGGAUUGUUAUCAGUACCAGAGUUAGGGAACGAUAACAUUAGGACCCCUGGUCUACUUGGAAACUUUUGAAAGAUCAUGUACAUUUUCCUAGUUAAAUCAUUUGCUUUUAUUAUGAAAAGUUGCAUUUUACCAUAUAUGUAUAUUCUAUAAAUAUAGAGGGAUCUUUCUCAAGAUGUCUUGCCCUAUCUGCAAACAUUGCAGUUAUUUAUCAGCCCCCUUGUUCUCCACGUCACAUCCUUGACCAUUUUGCUGCCUUUCAAGCAAUAUCCCAUCCCUUGUCCUCUGGGUUUUCAACAUUCCCAUAAACUCACCCUUGUCCUCGGUAGCUUCAAAACUCAUUUCAAUCACCACCUCCUUUGGGCUAUCGCAAUGGGCUAAUUCUCCCACACAUGUAGCUGGCAAUACUCUAGAUCAGGCAUAGGCAACCUUCGGCAUUCCAGAUGUUUUGGAUUACACCUAACAUGAUGCUUUGUCAGCAUUAUGGGUGUAAGAGCAUUAUGAGGGAUGUAGUCCACAACAUCUGGAGUCCCGAAGGUUGCUUAUCCCCGCCCUAGAUCAUAUUUUUUCAAAUGCAUGCAAUUCUCCAAUUUCUGUAAUACUCCAUUUCCUCUAUCAGGCCACCACCUCCUAUUAUUUGUCCUUGAGUGCCCCCACACCUAAUAUAUGCAACCUAAUCCUCCUCAACUCAGGAGGAAUUUCAAUUCUCUUGAUCUCCAGCAGCUCUCGACUGAUAUCCAUUCUGAACUCUCAUCCAUCCCUACCCUCUCCUGUCCCUCUCUGGCUAUCUCCUCAUACAACGCUACCCUCACCUCUGUCCUAGACAAUGCAGCCCUGCUCCAAGCACACACCUCAAGGAGGGUGCGCCUCCAAACGUGGCAUGCUAAGUCAACACGCUACCUGUAGAGAUGCUCCUGUUCAACGGAACGCUGUUGCAGGAAGGCUCGCAACUUGUCAGACUUUCUACACUAUAAAUUUGUCUUGCGUUCAUACAGCACAGCCCUCACCCUUGCAAAACAGUCCUACUUUUCUUCUCUCAUUAAUUCAUGCUCCUAGUCAUCACUUUAAUACUUUUAACUCUCUUCUUUGUCCUGCUUUGGCCACCCCACAAACUGAUCUUUCAGCUGAUAGCUUUGCAUGUUACUUUACUGACAAGAUUAUAAACAGUUAAGGAAUUAAUUCUCUCUCCUUCUCCCCUCUCUAUCUCAACCUCACUUGGACCAUACCAUCCCUACCCUCCAAGACAUCCCUCCAGCUACUGAACAGGAGGUGGCUGCACUUCUCCUUUCCUCUCGUCCCACCACGUGUCCGCUUUAUCCCAUCCCGUCCCACAUCAUCACAUCUCUCGCCCCUUAUCUGGUGCAGUUGUUAAAGCACAUCUUCAACUGCUCUCUUUCUUCUGGUGUUGUCCCAGCUCCCCUUAAACAUGUUACUGUUGUACCUGUCCUCAAAAAGCCAUCUCUUGACCCUACUUCCAUUACGUCACUCUUUACCCGUCUGACUUGCUUCCUCAAUUCCAACUCUCUCCUUGACCCUCUUCAGUCUGGAUUCCACCCCGUCCACUCCACAGAGACUGCUUCUUACUAGAGUUACAAAUGAUCUAAUUGCAGCUAAAUCCAAAGACCACUACUCCAUACUUAUUAUUAUUGACCUCUCUGUUGCCUUUGACACUGUUGAUCAUGAUAGAGAAACAGGCCUCAGGAGCACUAGGCCGCCCAGGGUCAGUGGGUUAGUUUGCCACAACUUACUGUAUUAAAAUUAAACUUUAUUAGAUACUAAAAAUAAUUGUGAAAUAAAUCCAUACUCAAAACCAAUAAGUGAACAAGUGAAAAAAUACAAUAAAAACUCGUGACAGGCUGAACAGACCUUCAGGGUCCGCACUAAAAACUGAAAAUGAAGCCACCUGACUGGUGGGGAAAAACCCUGGUCUAAACAAUGGACAGCUCAUAUACUGUAUAUAAGCGUUCAGGGAACAUUGGGUGAGCCAGGCUAAGAAAAAGGAACUAUAGAGGUGCAAAUACCCUCGAUUGUAGUAAUUGUGAUACUAUAAAGGAGUAGCACUAGACACCAUAAAUAGUGUCAAGGAUGUGGAAAUUAUGUAGCUAAACAAGUUGGAAAGGCAUGGACCUAACGGUCUCUGACAGAUACUUGUAAUAGUAACAAAGUUGCUAAAUGUUAGAUAACGUAAAAGCACACAGAGUCCAAUGGGCCCUCGCUACAGUGAAUCAGUGCAGCUUCAUUGUAGUUGAAACAAAGCUAAACACUGAUGAUCUAGCACACUUUAAAGUGCAAUUACCCAGAUACAGUGAAAGCAUUAAGCGCUUAACAGCGCAUUCCUGGUGGUCUAUCAAACGAGUCGACGAGGAGGGGAGGAUAGACACCGGCAGAGGGUAAAAAUCAAAACCUCUCCGACUACCUCCUCUAUCUCCUCGGAGUCAUCAUAGACCUAUCCACCCUGCUGUCACGCUAAAUAUAACGUUAGCUAGUGACCACUGAGCAUACUACAUAUACUAAGCCCGUCUGAAACUAAUCACCAUCCUGUAUAAAUCUAUGAGCUGUAACCUGCCACAAGCGAGCCUAUACUGUCACACCAAAUGUAACGUUGGCUAAUGAUCCCUACAUUCACUAAACCAGCCUGAAACUAAACACCCUCCUGUGCAAAUCUAUAAGCUGCCGCCUGUCAUGAGUGAGCCUGACGCGUGUUUCGGUGCUACCACCAGCACCUUUGUCAGAGGCAAUAAUCUCAAAGUAUACCCUGUACUGACUGGCCUUUAAACGGAGAGCCAACCAAUAGAAGCCGGGGGCGUGUAUUUGCAGUUCCUACCUUAGCCCUGACGAAGGAACUGAGAAACGCCCCCUAAAGGCGCGAAUACAACCUAUUGGUUGCUGUCCUAAUAGACUCGAACCCCUUCGUGAGAUUAACCCACGGGGUGCCAGAAUUCUGAAAAGCUAACCAAGCAUCAAACAUAUGUAAUCACAGAGGACCUAAAAGAAAAAUAAACAAACUCACCACUAAACUAACACAUGUGUCCGUUCCUUCGAAUAUAGAGAGCUCCGUGUAAAAGAGCAACCAAUGUGUCACAAACAGCGGAACAGACUGAAAUAUUGGGAGCUUAUAAAUCCACAAUUGCCUUUCUUCUAUCUCUGGUUGGAUGUCCUCCCACUUUCUGAAACUCAUUCUCUCUAAAACAGAGUUUCUUAUUUUUGCUCCUCAUAACAUUCCUUCACUUUUUCUGCAGGUUGACGGUACCUGCCUCACCCCAUCCUUUCGAGCUUGCUGUCUUGGUGUCAUUUUUGAUCCUGGCCUCACCUUUGCACCUCAUGCCCAGUCUGUUGCUAAAACCUGUUGAUUUCAGCUUAAAAACAUUGCCCCCAUUCUUAGGCAAGAUGCUGCCAAUCUCUUGCAUCGAUUACUGUAAUUCUCUCCUAAUUGGUCUCCCCAGAAGCCAUACUACCCCCUUAAAAUCUGUGAAGAAUGCUGCUGCCAGGCUGAUCUUUCUCUCCUGUCGCUCCUCUCACACCUCACCCGUCUGUCGAUCCUUACACUGACUUCCUCUACCCUACAGGUGUCAAUUUAAAAUACUAACCGUUACCUAUAAAGCUUUAACCAACUCUUACCAACCCUCUUACAUUUCUUCACUGAUUCGUAAAUAUGCCCCCUCUUGGUCUCUCUCCUCUACUGGUGACCUUCUCCGGUCUGCUGCUUGCACCCUUACUGCAAAUUUACACCUACAAGAUUUCUCACGGGUGGCUCCUUUCCGCUAGAACAGCCUGCCUACCCCUGUCUGACUCUCCCCUUCAAUCCUUUAAGAAGUCCCUCAAAACCCAUCUUUUCAGGAUUGCUUAUGGCCCCCAAGAGUAACUUCUGUCUCUCAAACCUUCCUCUUGAUCUCUCCUAAAGGGCCAGACUCCAUUCUCACCUCCAGUUCUGCUACUUUCCCACCAUGUCUAUUUGUGGUCUUCCUCAAUACCCUUCCUAUUGUGUUUUUAUACCACACUUCCUCUAGACUGUAAGCUCAUUUGAGCAGGGUCCUCAACUACUUAUUGCUCCUGUUCCAUUUUGGUAUUGUCUCAUUUGGUAAAUUCCCCUCUUAUUGUAAAGUGCUGCAGAAUAAGCUGGCGCUAUAUAAAUACCAAUAAUAAUAAUAAUGAUAAUAGAAAGUGGUGCAAAAAUGUAAAAGAGGAGGAGUCACCAAGUGAGUAUGCCUGCUGGUUUCCAUGGUGAUAACACCACUUUGAUAUAUCUCCCUCAUUGUGUUGUAUUUUACAGGAUACAAGCUUGCUGGAGAGGAUACGUUGUCCGAAAAUGGUACAAAAAUUUAAGACACACAAUUCCUCCAAAAAACCCAAUGCUAAGGAAAAAGUUCUUUGAAGAAAAGGUACAUUUGCUCCUUCUUUUUUUUUUUUUUUUACCAGCAAUAAAAAUAAAGUCCACUGAGCUGAAAAUGCUAGUAUUACUUUGUAUUAAUACAUUUCCAGAAAAACGAUAAAUGCUGAGCCAUCAAUAACAUUUUGAUCUUUGACUCAUCGAGUUCCAUUUAAUUUACUAUGGAUUGCACUUAAAAGCACUAAAUGAGUAUGCAGAGGCAUGAACUCCUCAAAUAUAUAAGCUCAAUAAAUCUAAUAACUUUAUUAUAUUCGCUCCAAGGGAGAGUUCAAAAGGCAAAAUGUGUGUAGAACUGUAAUAUGUUAAGGAGAAGAGAUAACUAUAAACCUGAGCUGUGUUCUAUGCCGAAAUCCCCUUAUACAUUUGAUCUAAAGACAAAUUACAUUUUUAAACUUGUUUUAUUUUCCUCUGUUUAUGUACGCUAUGCAAUAAGUACCUCUUUUACUAUGAUUGAUUGUAAUACCAUGAAUAAAUAUUUAGAGUACUAUUAAUGUAUUAGUAAGGGGCGCAUAUCAAUAAUGAGUAAUUAAAAAUAAUCUUUAAGCAACCCGACACACUAAAAUAAAAAAAGUGGUGAUCAGGCAAUCUUUAACAGACUAGCUGUUACGUAAUCCAUGAUUCUGAUCCACUUUACUAGCGGAACAUCACAGAUUAGUGGUCCACACUACUGCCAAAGAUUGCUCACUGCUGGGCCUAACAGUUCUUUUGGGUUAUUCUGUCUUCAUCAAGGAAAUCAUUUGAAUUGAAACUCGCUUUGGUCGCUGUGACAGAGCACAUUCCAAGUCUCAAAAAAAUAUAAUGAAUGGCUUUUAAUGAGUUUUCUUUAAUUUGACUUAACUGGAAAGUGUAAAGUUAAGGUUUCCAGAGGUAUUUCUGUGUUGUUGUUUUUUUGUGAAGUCUUGUUAGGAUCAAUGCUAAACCGCAGAAUGGAAAUGAUUGUAAUUAAUACAUCCAGAAUCCUCAAUGAAUCAUUGGUUCCUGUUUUUCGGUUUAUUGGGCCUAGAUGGGAUCUGAGACUGAUAUGUUUAUUAUCAGUCUGACAGAGCCACAGUAGUUUUACGGAGAUCUAAGAGCCUCUAAAAGGUCACCGAAACUAUCUCAUUUAUGCCAAUAUCCACAAUGCGUGUGUACAGAAUGCAAACUCUUACCUAUAAUGCAAUAGAUGGACUUGUGAGCGUCUUUGAUCCUUACCUAUAAACUUUGCUUGCAUAAGCCAUUUAAUUGAAGUAGGGCAUUUUAUUGCUGCUAUUAAAUCUUUUUCAUAUGCGUCAUAUUAUCUUUAGCAGAGCUUAAUGUUAGUAGCGCUUUUUAUAAGCGGGUAGCUCGGCUGUGAAAUAAAGGAGAUAGUUUGGGUAUUUUCAUACCCUGUUAUGUGAUUUCUCAAACAUUUUAAUUGAGAUCUCACCAAACAUCAUAACUGCAGCGCAGUUUAUUUGGCUCCCUUCAUCCUAUGAAGACAAACAUAAUCAUACCUCUUUGAGGUGCACCCCCACCCCCUCUUCCCGGCUUCAACACUGGGAGGAUAUUAACCCCAUAAAAGCUUAUCACUGAUGUCCUGAUAUGCAAUAAAUUCCAGCCUUUUCAUUUUACUUGUGAGGAUUGCCAUAAGUCAACACAUUAGUAAGCAAUUGCUGACAUUAAGAUGUAUUACUUGAGAAAUAGAGUUCUUUAAGGUGCACAAAGUUCACCUGACUUCUUUUGUUCGCUCUGCUUAAACCUUUUCAGCUCUUCAUACUUAGGCUUGCUAUGUUACCUGCUCUAAUUUUGUUAUUGUGCGUCUGUUAACACAUCUUUGUUGUAUUUUUAUCUUUUUUUUUUAAACUCCUGUUUUAAAAAAAAAAAAUGUUGGCUAUUGAGAGAAUAAAAAUAAGUUAGUCUCUUGUUUCUUUGUUGCAUUUCUGCGUCCGUGCACCUCUUUAAGAUAUGGGAUUUAAACAUUUGAACAGGAAAGUACUUAUGUUAUUGGGUCGAAGUAGACAAAUAUCCGAGGUCAGAGUGACAGGGCUUACUGCUUGGACAGUGACUUCAGGGAAACAUAAAUUAUACAACUUAGGGUUUAUUUAUUAUUUAUUUAUUUUAUAAAUAAAUAGAUAAAGUGUAUUCACUCAGCUGUGAAUUUUGAAAAACUGACCAAGGGAAAUUACACAUUUUUGUUAAAAAAAAAAAAAAAAAUGAUAAAAGCUAACAAAAUUGUUACCCGAUCAGUUUCAUUUGUUUAUAAAUGGAACCGAAAUUUUUCAUAAAUAUACAACAAACUAAGUUACUUUGGUAUUGCUAAUAAAUUAAUAUUUUACUAACAACUGUGAGCUUCCAGUCCUAUAGUAAAAGAAAAAAAAGGUAGAAUCAUUGGUUUGCAAUUUAUAUAUAUCAUAGUUAAUCAGUGAAAAGACACACCUAAUCUCUCUAUUCAUUGCUAUGACAUGCAUGGCCAAUAUGCUCUUGUAUAUCUGUUUAUUUUAAGCAACAAAAGAACUUUUAGCGAAGAUAAAUUAGAAACUAAAUCUUAAAGGAAUACAUUUCUGGUUAAUUGGUUUACAUUAGUGCACUAAUUUAUAAUAGCUGUCCAAAUCUGUCUAGAAACAAAAUAGUCCUGUCCUUUUUUCUCCAAAAAGCACAAUAUUGAUGUUUUAUGUUUGUUGCCAUGUUAAGCACUGCAAUUUUACCUAAGCAAACAGGACUGUAAGCCCUAUGGAUGCUCACUCUAACUAAUGGAAAAUGUCUAUCCGUGCCAUUAGGAAUUUUUUGAACUUUUUAAAAAAUGUUUUACUUGAAAGCUGAAAUACUUUUGUAACGUUUCAACUAGAAUUUCAGGACAAUGCAUUUAACAUAAUAGAAAUGUUACCUGUGUGAUUAAUAAUCAGUGAAGUCUAUUGAAGUUUUUUCGUUUAAUGUUGUGUAAAUGCUUUACAUGUUGUGAGAAUGGCCUUAUACAUUUAUCUGCUAUCUGGAAAUCUGCGCAUGUAGCAGGACAUAUUGGGGGUUAUGUAUAAGGAGCUAAGGGAAUGUUCACAUUUAUUACCAAUGAUAUAGUGACACAGGCUCCAGUUGCUCAAUUCUUGGCACUUAUUUUACCUAUUACAAUAAUUAAAAUCAUUUAUAUACCGCCAACAUAUUCCGCAGCUCUGUACAAUAUUUAAAACAAGACAAACAAGUAAUUCUAACAAAACAUGUCUGAAUACAAUACGGGGACAUUGCAUUCAGACAACAGUAGGUGAAGAGGGACCUCUUCUGCCAAUAAGAUGAGUACUGGUAAUUUGGGUAAUAUCAUCUACCCCAGAACAUACUUGAAAACCAGUGAAAAGAUAAAUGUACCUUUCUUGGGUAAAUACUAUUUUUAUUAUGACUAUUAACUAAUCUUAGUGUCUUAGAUCUACUUAUCAAGUGGUGUGAUGCAGUGAAGGCUGGUUCAUAGGGGUAGGUGGUGGCUCGCACUCAGUUUUUGUUGCAAAAAAGAAAUAAAUCAAAUCUAUCGGCAUUGUAAGGAGUAUUGAUAAGUGUGUGUUAGGAAGAACGUGUGUCUGUCAUGAUUAGAUCUACAGUUUCCAUUCUCCCUUUAUGUAACACAGGAACUGCACUCAAUCUUCCAACCUUAGAACCAGGGUGCAACCAGACCCGGAUUCAGCACCAAAUCCCAAAUGUAAUACUACUAUCCUUUCUUUUGAAGUAUUCCUUUCUCCUUUUAUUGAUGACUGGAGAUGCAGUUGGUUUUGAACAUGGUAUUAGUAUUUAGGAUUUCAAUUUUAAUGGCAAUCUGUGUCAUGAGGUUAAGUGGGUAGAGCACAAAAAGUCAGGGGGGCAGCACCCCACCAUCUUUAAACUUCACCGUUCACCACAGGAACGGUGGCAUGAGGUGAACUGCAAAAUUGCUGACAGAUACAAAAAAAAAUCUCCACUCCUUCUUUCGUACGAUUGUGUUUCAAGAAGUGGCAAGCAUCCAGUUAUGGACUGAAGACAAGCAGUUGUUUUUUCAUGACCCGAGAGAACAGGGGAGGAAAGCUCUAAAAUAAGUGAAAUGGAUUGAAGGAUACUGAUGGAAUGUUGGAAGACGUAAGAUGAGAAUCAGGAAACAGCAUUUUCAUGUUGAAUGUGGUUACGAAGUGUUAGUCAAAAUUUAUUCAUGUUCCUCAGAAUUAAAGAUACAUAAAGGUCACAAAUAAGUAGUAAAUAUUUGUGACUUUAGGAUUUAGUAACCAUUAAAUAAUUGAUCGCUUUGGUUAGAGCAAUUUCAAUAGAGUGCUGACAGUGGAAACCAGAUGUAUAGGUCAAGUAAAGAAUUGAAAUUAUGAAAACUAGUCCUACAUGAGUUGUGCAAAAAGCAUGUUGGUGAAAAUGAGUCAGCAGAUAGAGAUUGUGUUUUAUGGUGGGAGUAAAAAUUAAAAACAUUUCCAAAAGAGAACCAAUGAAAUCAUCUUUCAAGAAGUUAUAUAAUAAAAUAAUGAAAGUAUUAAAUGAUAUUGUAGAACAAAAAGAUAUUGCUGGAAUUGGGUCAAAGCUACGGGUGGUGGAGGAGGAAGGCAGCAGAAGUAACAUCAGUGACAAGGGUAGACAAAUCAGAUUUCAUGGUAGGGUGAGUGGAGGAUAAAAAAAGAGUGAUAGUCUUUGUCAUAUUUGAUUACUCUCAUUAAAGAGGUUUGCACUUGUUAGCUAUGUGUUUAGUGUUGGGGUAAAUAUCUCUAAUGGGAUGAAGUAGAGGUUUGAAGAGUUGAUUGGUUGAUGGACAUGAGUGAAGUGAACUGGUUACUUUUUUAGUAAGUGAGAAGACUAGUAGCAUGAAUUUGUAACGCAAGAAAUAAAAUGUUGCGUGAGACAUCCUCUAGUUAUACUCACUGUUUAGAGGUAUCUUUAGAGGUAACAAGUGACUAAUGUAUGCAAGGAUUGGAGUGAUGGUCUUUGUAAAGAGUGGAUUGUUAGUGGCAUUAUAUUCUCUGUAGUAGUUAAAAUGAUGUAUUUGUUAUGGAAAGUUGCCAGUUUAGGACAGGUUGAAAUAGAAGAGAAUGAAGUUUGGAGAUUAGUGGAGAAUGUGGAGAGAAUAUGGAGAAAAAGAAAAAAUAAACACUUUAGACACAACAGGGUAAUCCCUAAUUCCUGGACUGGUCGGGGGUAUGUGAGUACUGGGUUGGGAACCCCUAUAACUGGGAAUCACAGGGUUUCUAGAGACACUGUCUGUGUUAUUCAAAUUGAAGGCCAGAGGUUAAAGCAUAGCUGACUUAGAGAAUGUUUCCAUUUUGGCUAUUUUAACCUUAAAUUUAGAAUUCAAUUCUAACUUUAGUAAAUAACCCUGAUAGUUGAUGGAAGACAGAGAGAAUGGAUGUAAAUAAGAUAAAUGCACUGAUAGUAAGAAUGGAGAAUUAUGGAUAAUGUGUGCUAAAUUGACAAAUUAAAAUAUAUAGCAGUGGUAGUCAACCUUUUUCUUCCUACCGCCCACUAAUGCAUCUUUCUUGAUGGAAAAAUUUACUUACCGCCCACCAGUCCCGGUCGCGCUGUUAAAGCGCCCAGCGCUGACCAGGCCCCCCUCACAAUCCACAUCCAUCGGGUGGCCCUGACAGCAUGGGCCACCCGAUGGACCCCUUGGAUGGCGGCCCUGGCGGUUUGCCGCCCGGGCUGAGGCCGCAAAGGGUGAUGGCGUACCGCCGGCUCGCACCCGCCCACCCACCCAAUCUCUCCAAAUGAGGAAAUCCCUACCGCCCACCUGGAAUCCUGAAACGCCCACUAGUGGGCAGUAGGGACCAGGUUGAUGACCCAUGAUAUAGAGGAACCAACUGGCAAUCAAGCUGAGAGGAGAUAGUGCAAACAGAACGGUUGCAGAAGUCCUUCCAAGACGGUCGGUGUACUGUUGCACAGUUUGUUCUAUGAACCCCUUCUUAUAGCAUUGUUCCUUUUAUAAUCCAGUAUAUAAACUACUGUGCACUUAAAGGGAUAAUCCAGAGCCCUUAAGUACUUUAGCUUGCUGAAGAGUGGGUCAUCUAAUUUCAUUGAGUAAUUUUAAAAAAGUGCAGAUUUCAAUAGAAAUUGCCACUUUUUAAAAAUCACCUUUGUUACACCUCCCCAGCCGACAGUCACACACAAGUGGUCCUGUUACUUCCUGGUUUGGUUAGCUCAUUGGAGCUAAACUCAAGAGGCAGCAAUUGCCCAGAGCACCUGACUUGCUCAUUGACUUCUCAUUGAGCUGCAUUGGGCAGUCUGUGAUUGGACAGCCACAGAAAGUCUGGGCGGGGUUAGAAAGGGAGGGCUUGGAAAGGCUGCAUAUUUUGCAAGCUGUUUUUAGAUAUACCCCCAAUGAGAACAUGCAUAAUUAAAUUCAUGUAUGUUUUUAUUGAAGGUUUAUCUACUAAACAGUGAGUGGCGUGUCCCUUAAAUGUCUACUCUCAUUAAAAAGUAUCAUGCAAUUUAAUUAAUGUACAAUGCCCAGUAAAUUCUUCUUGUGGUUAUCGGACGCACUCUCAGAAGUAAUAAUUCAGGCUUUAUUUGUCAGCUUACAGAAAUCACAGACAGAUUGCUGAGAUCAUUUCAAACAGAUAUUGAUGUUUUUUUCAAUGAAAUCGACAACUCCAUCGCUGUCAGUAGAAAUGUAUUCCUUCAGUUAGAAGACAAGUACAGCCCCGGAAUAAGUGAAGGAGAAUGGGAAAAGAUACAAAUACAGGUAAGUCAGAAGCUAUAGGUAUUAGACUUGGGAUUGUGUUACACCGUGUUAAUUUAUUGUUACUAUUUAUAUAGCGCUAACAUUCUACAGAGAUGUACAACUGUCUGCAAGAGAUAAACAAGAAAAUGUAAAGUUAUGGGGAUCACUGUUUAAUAGAUAAACCCUGUGCAUAUAUUUAUUGCGGGUAUAGCUUAACAGGGCUUACAAAAGCUGCAGUUUUUAUGCAGAUUCUCAUUGAGAAUCCUCUGAAACGAUGCUGUUGUGUGCAGGGCCGCCAUCAGAAAUUUUGGGGCCCCUAACACAGCUCAAGGUCUGGGCCCUCCUUCAAGCCCGCCUCCAAAUCCCGCCCACAGGAAUACACACACACUAACAGAUACAAAUACGGAAACAGACACACAAACAAUCAUAGGGAGAUACUGACACACACACACAUAUACAUGCAGACAUACCUACUGACAAACAUACAUAUACAUACACAUACUGCAUACUGCAUACUGAUAUAUACAUACAUACAUACUGACAGGCAUACAUACAUACACACACACACACACACACACACACUGGCAUACAUACAUACAUACAUACAUACACACACUGGCAUACACACACUGGCAUACACGCACUGGCAUACACGCAUACACUGGCAUACAUACACACAUACACUGGCAUACAUGCAUACACUGGCAUACACACAUGCACUGGCAUACAUACACACAUACAGUGGCAUAAAUGCACUGGCAUACAUACACACAUGCACUGGCAUACACACAUGCACUGGCAUACAGUGGCAUACAUACACACAUACACUGCCAAUCAUACACACAUGCACGGGCAUACACACAUACACUGGCAUACAAACACGCAUACACUGGCAUACAUACACACAUGCACUGGCAUACAUACAUACACUGGCAUACAUUGGCAUAAUACACACAUGCACUGGCAUACACACAUGCACUGGCAUACAUACACUGGCAUACACCUAAUUUUCAGCCACCCUCCUCUCUUCCUUACCAUUUCGUCGCAGUAGGGUGGCUGGGGAUGAUGGGCGUCGGCUGCGUCCUCCUUCCCGUGCAGAGUAAAGUGGGAGGAAGUGACCGGACGUCACUUCCUCCCAGCAGCACUUGCUUCCGGCUGCAUUUUUUUUUUUUUUUAAAGGGGCCCGGUCACGCUAUUACAGCGCUGAUCGUGCCCCUUAAGAUAAUAGGGCCAAUUGGGUGGCCCUAAAUGCUUGGGCCACCUGAUGGGCCCCAUCAGCGUGUGGGUCCCGGUGCAGAUGCACCGGCGGCAGUUCCACUGAUACACGUGGGGCCCAGGUGGCCAGCCCCCCAAGGCCGCUGGGCCCGUGACAAUUGUCACGGUUGUCAUGCCCUGAUGGUGGUCCUGGUUGUGUGCCCGCACACUGCACAGCGUUCAGAAUGAGAGGAAGUAUGUAGAGAAGAGAGCGCCUUCCACUUCCAUUAUCCUAGGGGAACAAACGGAAGCAGGAAGUAGUUCCCCAUGCUGUUUGAUUGACAGCUAGUGGGGUGUUUAAUUAAUUAAAUUCUAUAAAGUGCCUUUUUAAUUUGAUACUCCCUACCAAUGAAGCACUUCAGCAAGCUGAGUGGCCCUGAAACUGUGGGGUAAAAAUGAAUCCCUCUUUUUUAAUGAAUUAAAAGGAUAAUGUUUUAAAAACAAUGCAAACUACAGACUCCACAAUCUAAGAGUGCUUUAAACAUUUUCCCAAGUGCACUAAUUUCCACACCAGGAACAAACCUUUAUCCCAGAAACCUCUCUCCAGCAGGACUUAUGUGAUAAGAAAUUUAUCUCCAAAAGCAUGUUCACUCAUAAGUUAGGAUGAGUAAGAACUCCUCUAUAUAAACUAAUAUUGGCCAUACUAAUGCCUCACUUUGCCCGUCGACAGCCCAUGGAUCAGUUCUCUCGUAUUAUGGAAGAGAAGCCAAGUUUGGAUUGUCUAUCAUUGAAGAAAAGCAAACUAUCCACUAGGACUAGGAGGAGGUCCUCCAUCCGAAAAACAAAAGAAACUGGUGGAUCUUCUAAACCCCUAGUAACUUUAGACUUCCCUCCUUCCUUCCAGCCCAUUUGUGGUGGAGGGAGGAGUUUAUAAAGCAUGCAUGAUCUGCACAAUGCUAGUAUCCCUUCCCUCAAAAAAAAAAGACACGAGAACAACGAACUUCCCAAGGAGCAAUAGCCAUUUACUAUUUAUCAUGCUGUCUUCUGCUCCAUGAGAUAAAGUCAGUAAAGGAAAACUCUGUUUCCAAAAAUACCUACAGUGAGGGAAAAAAGUAUUUGAUCCCCUGCUGAUUUUGAAUGUUUGCCCACUGAUAAAGAAAUGAUCAGUCUAUAAUAUUAAUGGUAGAUGUAUUUUAACAGUGAGAGACAGAACAACAACAACAAAAAUCCAGAAAAACACAUGUCAAAAAAGUUAUACAUUGAUUUGCAUGUCAAUGAGUGAAAUAAGUAUUUGAUCCCCUAUUAAUCAGUAAGAUUUUUGGCUCCCAGGUGUCUUUUAUACAGGUAACCAGCUGAGAUUAGGAGCUCCUAAUUACCUGUGUAAAAGACACCUGUCCACAGAAGCAAUCAAUCAGAUUCCAAACUCUCCACCAUGGCCAAGACCAAAGGGCUGUCCACAGAUGUCAGGUACAAGAUUGUAGACCUACACAGGUCUGGAAUGAGCUACAAGACCAUUGUCAAGCAGCUUGGUGAGAAGGUGACAACAGUUGGUGCGAUUAUUUGCAAAUGGAAGCAACACAAAAUAACUGUCAGUCUCCCUUGGUCUGGUGCUCCAUGGAAGAUCUCACCUCUUGGAGUUUCAAUGAUUAUGAGAACGGUGAGGAAUCAGCCCAGAACUACAUCAGAGGACCUUGUUAAUGAUUUCAAGGCAACUGGGACCAUAGUCACUAGCCAUGUGCAUGGGGAAAGUUUUCGGAUCGGUUCGGCAUUCCGAAAUUCUGGAUUUUCGCAAUUCGGCACUUCAACACUUUGGAACUUCAGCAACUUCGGAACUUCGACAACUUCAGCUUUUCUGGACUUUUAUUGCAGCCGCUUAGUAGAUAACUCCCUAAUUCCCACGGUAUUAGGGAGUUAUCUACCAAAAGGCUGAAAGACCUAAAUUGGUCCUUAAGCCAAAUUUACUAAUACAAAGUAAAUAUUACUUCGUAUUAGUACAUUUUUCCCCUACUCGCUAUACCGCGAGUAGGGGCAAAAUUUUCGGUUCGGCAUUCCGAAAUUCUGGAUUUUCGCAAUUCGGCACUUUAACACUUCAGAACUUCAGCAACUUCGACAACUUCAGCAUUUCGGGACUACUGCGAGUAGGGGCAUGUCCUGUGGCUGCUCACUGUUUAAAAAAAAAAAUAGGGUCCGGCGGUGGGUGGGGGCCCUAAAUACUAAUAGGGGGGGGAACCUAAUGUCCUCCCCCCUGGCCCCCACCCCUGAGCGAUGGGUGGGAGCCCUAAAUUGGAAUAAGGGGGGGACCUAAUGUCCUCCCCCCUGAACGGUGGGUGGGGGCCCUAAAUACUAAUAAAGGGGGGACCUAAUGUCCUCCCCCCUGGCCCCCACCCCUGAGCGGCGGGUGGGGGCCCUAAAUACUAAUAAGGGGGGGACCUAAGGUCCUCCCCCCUGGCCCCCACACCUGAGCGGCGGGUGUGGGCCAUAAAUACUAAUAAGGGGGGGACCUAAUGUCCUCCCCCCUGGCCUCCACCCCUGAGUGGCGGGUGGGGGCCCUAAAUACUAAUAAGGGGGGGACCUAAUGUCCUCCCCCCUGGCCUCCACCCCUGAGCAGCGGGUGGGGGCCCUAAAUACUAAUAAGGGGGGGACCUAAGGUCCUCCCCCCUGAGCGGCGGGUGGGGGCCCUAAAUACUAAUAAGGGGGGGACCUAAUGUCCUCCCCCCUGGCCCCCACCCCUGAGCGGUGGGUGGGGGCCCUAAAUACCAAAAAAAUUAUCCCCCUUCCUACCCCCCUCACCCUAAAAAUAAUGAGGGGGGGACCUUUAACUAAGUACCUGUAAAAAAAUAAAAUAAAACUUACCAGAGAGUUAUGAGUUAAAUUACACAGCGUGGGAAAAUUCCAAAGAACUUUCCCACGCUGUGUAAAGUGACACAGAGCACUCUGAUUGGUGGAUUUCAAACCAACCAAUCAGAGUGCUGUGACAGGUAAAUGUAGAGACUUACCUGUCAGCCUCUUCAUUUACCUGCCAGAGCACUCUGAUUGGAUGGCUUAAACCCACCAAUCAGAGUGCUCUGAGCCUAAUUGCAGGGAGGGGGAAGGCUUUAUAAGCUCAGUCUGCGCGGAGCCCUCGCUGGGUGAAGAUGGAUUAUUUUUUUUUGCGCUCUUUUUUUUUUUUUUUUUACGUGCGUCGGUUAUUAUGUUUUUUUAUUUGGCCUUUUUUGGGGCUGAAAAAAGAUUUUAGAAGAAAGAAAACAUCGAAUGGUAAGUUUUUUUUUUUUUUACAGGUACUUAGUUAAAGGUCCCCCCCUCAUUAUUUUUAGGGUGAGGGGGGUUGGUAGGAGGUUAAUUUUUUUGGGGGGGGGUGGGAUGACUAAGGGUUUGGUAUUUAGGGCCCCCAUCCGCCGCUCAGGGGUGGGGGCCGGGGGAGGACAUUAGGUCCUCCCCCUUAUUAGUAUUUAGGGCCCACACCCGCCGCUCAGGGGUGGGGGCCAGGGGCAUGGGCGUAGGAACUCCAAAAAAUCUGGGGGAGAUAUCAUUUUUACUCGCCGGGUAUAUUUUUAUUCCGUAAACUAGGAGUUGUUUAUCCCAUUGUCUAGUGCUACGGAAUUUGCUGGCGCUAUAUAAAUGAUAAAAUAAUAACAUUAAAGGGUCACUACAGGGAAGGGGAUUUACUUACCCAGAUCCAGUGCCGGGAUCCUCCUGAUGCCGCACCCCCUAUUUCAUCAAAAUGACGAAAUAGGAGGGUGCAAGCAGGGUGCAAGCAGAAGCGUCAUUGCUCCCUGGUGCGCAUGCGCAGCUUUGCGCACAUGCGCAGAUACUUCAUAGGGCGGCAUUCAUGUCUCGACUAGGAAGCACCUCUAGUGGCCAUCUGAGUGUCCACUAGAGGUGUUCCUCAGCAGUAAUGUAAAUACUGCCUUUUAUGAAAUGUCAGUGCUUACAUUAAAAAGCCUGCAAAGACAUGCUAUAGACACCAGAACUACUACGUUUAGCUGUUGUGGUUCUGGUGACUAUAGUGUCCCUUGAAAAUAGAGGGGAAAAAAGAAUCAUCACAAAUGUAAGAAAUAAAAUGUCUGUAUCAUUAUUCUAAAAAGUAUUUAAAAUUUUUUUAAAAAAUGCACAUUCCUAGCUUAAUUUUUAGCACAACAUUUGACACAAACAUUUUGUACUUUGCAGAUUACUUUUUAUAUUUUUUUAUACAUAUACAGAUUGUGUAAUACUGCCCCUGACUUAGGGUGACCACAUUUCCUAACUGCCAUUCAGUGACACUUUCAGAAGUGCAUUCCAUACAUUUUACUACCCGUCUCUACCCCUUCCAUUUAUAUUGGAACCCCACCUACCCCUUCCAUGAAUAUUAGAACCAACCCUACCCCUUCCAUGAAUAUUAGAACCACCCCUACCCUUUCCAUGCACAUAAGAACCCCACCUACCCCUUCCAUGCAUAUUAACCCCCCUACCCCUUCCAUGCAUAUUAGUACCCCCUAACCCCUUCCAUGCAUAUUAGAACCCACCCUACCCCUUCCAUUCAUAUUAGUACUCCCCUAACCCCUUCCAAUUAUUUUUCUACCUUCCCCCUCCUCCCAUCCAUAUUAGUAGCCCCCCUAACCCCUUCCAAUUAUUUUUUUACCUCCUCUCAUCCAUAUUAGAAGCCCCCCUAAACCCUUCCAAUUAUUUUUCUACCUACCCCUCUCCCCCAUCCAUAUUAGUAGCCUCCCUAACCCCUUCCAAUUAUUUUUUUACCUCCUCCCAUCCAUAUUAGAAGCCCCCCUAAACAUUCCAAUUAUUUUCUACCUCCCCCCUCCUCCCAUCCAUAUUAGUAGACCCCCUAACCCCUUCCAAAUAUUUUUCUUCCUCCCAUCAAUAUUAGAAGCCCCCCUAACUGCUUACAUUCAUUUUUCUACCUCCUCCCUCGCCCCUUCUUUAACCCUUCCAUUAAUUAACACUAAAAAUGCUCAGACAGCUGUUUUUUUUUCUUUUCAGGGGUGACCGGCUCUGCUUUACCCCCUACAAACGGUUGUCCCCACUUUACCUGACAUAGCAGGGGGACCUCUGGAUGUCUGGCGGGCGCAGUGUCAGACUGAGCACCGGUUAGUCAGGUGCUCCCCUUCCCAGUCUGCAGUGCGUGCGGUUCCCUGAUGGAGCCACCCGCGGCCGGCGGAGCUGGGGGGGAUUUCUCUAUAACCUGUCCCCUCCGCAUGAUUUGCUGGGGGUUCCUACGCGCAUGGCCAGGGGGGAGGACAUUAGGUUCCCCCCCUUAUUCCAAUUUAGGGUCCCCACCCGCCGCUCAGGAGUGGGGGCCAGGGGGGGGACAUUAGGUCCCCCCCUAUUAGUAUUUAGGGCCCCCACCCGCUGCUCAGGGGUGGGGAACAGGGGGGAGGACAUUAGGUCCCCCCCCCCUUAUUUUACUGUUGGCCCCCACCCACCGCUCAGGGGUGGGGGCCAGGGGGGAGGACAUUAGGUCCCCCUUAUUAGUAUUUAGGGCCCCCACCCACAGGCUGCUCACUGUUUACUAGACAUGCCCUUACUCGCGGUAUAGCGAGUAGGGGCUUAAUUUACUAAGUCAUCUUUACUUAGUAUUAGUAAAUUUGUCUGAAAGACCAAUUUAGGUCUUUCAGCCUUUUAGUAGGUAGCUCCCUAAUACCGUGGGAAUUAGGGAGUUAUCUACUUAUUCAUUCCUGUCAUUGCAUUGACAGGCUAAGUAACUUACAUUUUAUAUGAAUGUAUGUUAUUUGAUUGUUGUAAGUGUUGCAAAUGCUUACAGCUGAAUCCUGGCUAUGUUUGUAUACUUUUUAUUUAAAAUUGUAUACAAUGUAACAUUCUUCUUCUUUCACUGGGUAAUUAUAUUAGUACUUAAGCAAUACUGUGCUUCAGAACUUCGGCACUUCAGAACUUCAACACUUUGGAAAUUCGGGACCUCGGCAAUUCGGACAUUCUGAAGAACCCGAAUGUCCGAAUUGCCCGAAAUUCGUCCGAAUUCAUAUUCGGACCGAAACGAAUUGCACAUGUCUAAUAGUCACCAAGAAAACAAUUGGUAACACACUACGCCGUGAAGGACUGAAAUCUUGCAGCGUCCGCAAGGUCCCCCUGCUCAAGAAAGCACAUGUACAGGCCUGUCUGUACAAUGAACACCUGAAUGAUUCCUAAUAGAACUGGGUGAAAGUGUUGUGGUCAGAUGAGACCAAAAUCAAGCUCUUUGGCAUCAACUCAUCUUGCCGUGUUUGGAGGAGGAGAUAUGCUGCCCAUGACCUCAAGAACACCAUCCCCACCUUCAAACAUGGAGGUGGAAACAUUAUGCUUUGGACGUGUUUUUCUGCUAAGGGGACAGGACACCGCAUCAAAGGGACGAUGUAGGUGGCCAUGUACCAUCAAAUCUUGGGUGAAAACCUCCAUUCCUCAGCCAGGGCAUUGAAAAUGGGUCGUGCAGGACAAUGACCCAAAACACAGCCAAGGCAACAAAGGAGUGGCUUAAUAAGAAGCACAUUAAGGUCAUGGAGUAGCCUAGCCAGUCUUCAGACCUUAAUCCCAUAGAAAAUCUGUGGAGGGAGCUGAUGGUUUGAGUUGCCAAACGUCAGCCUUGAAUCUUUAAAGACUUGGAGAGGAUCUGCAAAGAGGAGUGGGACAAAAUCCCUUCUGAGGUGUGUGCAAACCUGGUGGCCAACUACAAGAAACAUCUGACCUCUGUGAUUGCCAACAUGGGUUUUGCCACCAAGUACUAAGUCAAAGGGCUCAAAUACUUAUUUCACUCAUUGACAUGCAAAUCAAUUUAUAACUUUUUUGACAUGCGUUUUAAUGGAUUUUGUUUUUGUUUAUUCUGUCUCUCACUGUUAAAGGGACACUAUAGUUACCAGAACAUCUACAGCUUAAUGUAGUUGUUCUGGUGAGUAUAAUCAUUGCCUUCAGGAAUUUUCAUGCAAACUCUGCCUUUUCAGAGAAAAGGCAGUGUUUACAUUGCUCCUAGGGACACCUCCAAGUGGCCACUCCUCAGAUGGAGAUGCUUCCUGGCUCAGUGCUGAACAGUAGGCAGCAGUGCAGUUCAGCGUCUCCACGCUCUGCAUGGGGGCGUUGAAUUUUCCUAAUAAAGAAAUAAAUUGUUUCAAUGCAUCUCUAUGAGGAGGUUCGGAUUGGCCAAAACAGCAUUUGGCCCCUUCCCCCAAUGGGAAAGCAUUGGAUUGUCUAAAAAUCGAAAUUAUGAUGUUACCAAAGUUUUACAAAAACUCGAACCAAUGAGUUCUUCCAUCACUAGAGAUUUAGAGAAGAAAAGACAUAAGUAGACUGUUCAAGGAGUCUGGGGUUAAAAGAUAUAGCAUUUCUCACAGAAAUAGAAUAUCUCCUAAUGAAACAGGUUCCAUAACAAUUAAAAUAAAACAGCGAUAUUAAUGCUGAAACUAUAUGGUUACAUGUUGUGUAUUUUAUAAUUAAGUUAUAAUAAAUAACUUUUAGCGCACCUCCUGGCUUACCCUUGUGCUCUGCGGGUGGCUAUAUUUAGCUCUCGUUGAUCCAAAGCACCACUUGUCAUGUACAAUUAAAUGUCUGAAACUGUCCUAGAAUGCAGUAUGGAGAUGCCCAUCACAUGGUGUCAGGAUUAGCUCUUAAUUACCUGCACAGUCUUUGAUUGGAUAAGCAGUGUUAAACCCAAAGAGGACUUAAAUAUGGCUGCCCCCAUAGAGCAAGGCUAAGGCAAGCCAUGUACUGAAAAAAAGUUAUCUAUGUAUAUGCAUGUGUUAAAAACCAAUUAUACAUAUAGAGGACAAAAUACAUGCGAAAUUUUAUUUUAAAUAAUAAGAAUUACAGUUUUUGUUGGCGGGGUGGGGAGUGGGAGUGACAGGGCCGAAUGCAAAUAAAUAAAUAAAGAUAAGAUAUUGUUACAAAAACAAAUCCUAAUUGAAAAGGCAUGAGCACGUGGUGAGCUUAGGAUUCACUGAUAUAACAUCUAUUUAAUUGACUACUCCACACUAAAUAUUAAUAAAACAAAAUCACUAUUUAGUAUACAUACCCCGAAUGAAUACAUGCAUGCAUUUUUUGCACUGCUGCAUGUAGUCACUGGAUGUAUAUCUACAAAAAAAUUGCAAAAGCUGUAAUUCUUUAAGCCCUCCCAAUUUUCCCCCAACACAGACUUCCUUUUUUUUAUUUCUGACUCUGAAUCUCGACUACACAAAGGGGAAAGGGAGCAGGAAGGAUGAUGGAGCAGUGGAUGAAGUUGCAGAACUGGGGAGAAGAGGUACAAUCAAACACUGUGGACGUACGCUCACAGGCUCAUAGGAACACGGGGGACAAGCAGGCACACAAUCCCUGGUUGUAUGAUUGACAGCCAGAGAGGUGUUUCAUAAUUGAUUUAUAAAAGUGUUGAUUUCUCAAAUAACUUGGCACUUUUAUAAAUGGUCAUUUUAAUGGGAUAUUCCAUAAACACAAAGCACUUCAGCAAGUGCCAGAAUGUUAUGGUAUGGUGUCUGCAUCUUAAAUGUAUAUGAAAAGUAUAUGAUGUGUGCAGGCCUCCCAGCUGUCCUGAUUUUGGCACGAUGGCCCCACCAUCCCAAAUUUGUCCCAACUGACCAAAAAAGGUCUCCCUACAUGGUCUACCCUACUUGAGUAGAAGACAGGCUGGUGUGCAUUUACCCUAUUCUGACCUGUCAAUUCUACUGGUGGAACCUUCAUUGGGUGGAGUCAGUGACGUAAAUCAGAUAACUGGUCUGCCUCCUUUUAUUCCUCUCACCGGUGUCCCACUUCAUAGGACAUCGAAGUUUAGAGAUAUGUGCAUGUGGAACUGCCGCACUGCUCAAAGGCGAAACAUUGCUAAUGAUCUGUAAGUUGGUUGAAAUAGUAAAUUUCUCUUUUACUGGUUCGAUUGCAUUUUUGUAUUUCUUUCUCCACAGAUACUACACAAAGAAUAUAGUUAUGAUUUUUCUUCUACUCUUUCUUUUCUCCAACUAGGCCGUUCGACAGGAAAUAUUUGACUGUCCAAUUUGUAUCAUGCCACUGCAUCAUAAAACGGAUUCUAGUCGAAAGGAUGACAUUAUGGACCAGUCCACACGUCCAGUUGUUCUUUUGUCUUGUUCACAUGUGUUUCAUUUUGCUUGUUUACAGGCGUUUGAAGAGUUUACAACUGGAGACAUUCCUAUUUGUCCAUUAUGCAGAUCUUUUUACAAAAAAAAAUUAGUCUCAUCAUAAAUGUUUCUAUGGUUGAAACAAUUACUACGCAACACUAAUUCUUCCUGUAUGUUCGAUAUCCUUUCAAAUCAGAAGGAUAGAGGUUUAUCAAAAUAUACCGAAACAUCUGCUGUACAAAUGUGUC
Pelobates cultripes (western spadefoot toad) is the source of this 44697-nucleotide messenger RNA. NCBI's taxonomy places the organism in Eukaryota, Metazoa, Chordata, Amphibia, Anura, Pelobatidae. The record is from the annotation of a GenBank genome assembly.